UUUACCUUUUGGUAAAGUCAUGAGGUUUGUUGUAAAUUAUGGGGAAGCCAAAAAGUUCAUCCACAAAAUGUUGUAAAAGAAAGAAACAGGAUGAUCAUGAAAAUAUGUUCAAGAGAGGGCCUUGGACUCCAGAAGAAGACCAAAAGCUUCUUCAUUUCAUCCGCAACAACAAUGGUCAUCCUGGUAACUGGAAGUCUCUCCCUCAACUUGCAGGUAUAUCUCGAUGUGGAAAGAGUUGUCGUCUUCGAUGGACCAAUUAUUUAAGACCUGACAUUAGACGAGGUCCUUUCUCCGAAGAGGAAAACAAGAUUGUUAUUCAACUUCAUGGCCUCCUUGGCAAUAGGUGGGCUGCUAUAGCAGCAAGGCUACCAGGAAGAACAGACAAUGAUGUCAAGAACCACUGGAACAGCCACUUGAAGAAACGAAAAACCAUCAACGUUUACCCAGAAACUACACCAUCAAAGUCACAUACAACCCGUCAUAUGGUCCAAUGGGAAAGUAUCCGAUUGGAGACCGAGGCUCGAUUGUCAUUAGAAUCCCUCUACAACCCCUCAGGAUAUUCCAGAACCAACUCUGAUCACUUCUUUUCUAUGUGGAAUUCCGAGGUCGGAGAGUCCUUUAGGAAGAUCCAAAAUGCGCGGCCCUUGAAAAUCGAUCGUGUUUCACCUUCCUCAGAGGCUUGUUCAGGGGUAACAGGCCAAGUUCCGCAACACGUAGGUGUCAAAACAGAGCAGCAGCAGAGGACAGACUCAGGGUCUGUUGCAUCAGGUGACACUUCAGAUACAGCAAUGAACAUGUUGCUCGAUUCUCCAACCAGUGAAUAA
This is a messenger RNA of Beta vulgaris subsp. vulgaris (sugar beet), 824 nucleotides long. Its product is annotated as transcription factor MYB17. The transcript has 3 exons. The record is from RefSeq and is a predicted model, not a curated record. The coding region runs from base 39 to 824 and encodes 261 amino acids. Lineage: Eukaryota; Viridiplantae; Streptophyta; Magnoliopsida; Caryophyllales; Amaranthaceae.